Messenger RNA from Perkinsus marinus ATCC 50983, 159 nucleotides. RefSeq names its product Pre-mRNA branch site protein p14, putative. Gene Ontology annotation, molecular function: RNA binding. The record is from RefSeq and is a predicted model, not a curated record. The annotation marks the transcript as partial. Lineage: Eukaryota; Perkinsozoa; Perkinsida; Perkinsidae. The transcript has 2 exons.
AUGGCUUCGCGAGGUCGGGUACGACUGCCACCAGAGGUUAACAGGAUACUCUAUGUGCGCAAUCUACCGUAUAAGAUCAAACCGGAUGAGCUCUAUGAUGUUUUCGGCAAGUUCGGAUCGAUUCGGCAAAUACGCAAGGGGAAUGCUCCCGGAACUAAG